CCCUGAACCACCAGCUAAGUCAGCAGGGAGCAAGUAGAACACGACUUGGCAAGAGAACACACACAAAUCAACGAGUAAUAGAAACAGCAAACGCCCUCACUACUCCAGGAAGCCACUCUGGACUGCCCAGCCGUCUGGCCUGUUACUGGCUCUGCUGGUGGGUGCAGGGUUUUCCUGUAGCUUUGGAGCCUGUCCUGGAACUUGUGCUGUAGACUAAGUUGGCCUUGAACUCACAGAGAUCUGCUUGUCUCUGCCUCCGGAUGUGCGGAGAUGAAAGGGCGCACACUGCCACCGCCUGUCCCACCGGAAGUUCUCUGCCCCUCGACAUGGACACCUGGGCUUCCUGCCCCACAAGAGGAGCCGGAGGCACAGGGGCAAGGUGAAGAGCUGGCCACGGGAUGACCCCAGCCAACCUGUGCAUCUCACGGCUUUCCUGGGCUACAAGGCUGGCAUGACCCACACCCUUCGAGAAGUGCACCGCCCUGGACUCAAAAUUUCCAAACGAGAGGAGGUAGAAGCUGUGACCAUUGUGGAGACACCACCGCUGGUGGUGGUGGGCGUGGUGGGCUACGUGGCCACUCCUCGAGGUCUUCGGAGCUUCAAGACCAUCUUUGCGGAACAUCUCAGUGAUGAGUGCCGCCGACGCUUCUACAAGGAUUGGCACAAGAGUAAGAAGAAGGCUUUUACCAAAGCCUGCAAGAGGUGGCGAGAUGCCGACGGCAAGAAGCAGAUCCAGAAGGACUUUGCCGCCCUGAAGAAGUACUGCAAGGUCAUUCGGGUCAUUGUCCACACCCAGAUGAAGCUGCUGCCCUUUCGGCAGAAGAAGGCCCACAUCAUGGAGAUUCAGCUGAAUGGUGGUACCGUGGCUGAGAAGGUGGCCUGGGCUCAGGCACGGCUGGAGAAGCAGGUGCCUGUACACAGUGUGUUCAGCCAGAGUGAGGUCAUUGAUGUUAUUGCUGUGACGAAGGGCCGGGGUGUUAAAGGGGUCACUAGCCGCUGGCAUACCAAAAAGCUGCCAAGGAAGACCCACAAAGGCCUGCGCAAGGUGGCCUGCAUUGGUGCCUGGCACCCUGCCCGAGUAGGCUGCUCCAUUGCCCGGGCUGGGCAGAAGGGUUACCACCAUCGUACAGAGCUGAACAAGAAGAUCUACCGAAUUGGCAGGGGGCUGCACAUGGAAGAUGGGAAGAUGGUUAAAAACAAUGCAUCCACCAGCUAUGAUAUCACUGACAAGUCUAUCACACCCCUGGGUGGCUUCCCCCACUAUGGGGAAGUGAACAAUGACUUCGUCAUGUUAAAGGGCUGCAUUGCAGGCACCAAGAAGAGGGUGAUCACACUGAGGAAGUCCCUCCUAGUGCACCACAGCCGCCGAGCUCUGGAGAAUAUCGAACUCAAGUUCAUUGACACCACUUCCAAGUUUGGCUAUGGACGCUUCCAAACAGCGCAGGAGAAGAGAGCCUUCAUGGGCACCCAAAAGAAGCAUCUGGAGAAAGAGAAGCCGGAGACCUCGGGAAACAUAUAAGAUGCCUGGAAUAGAGCACACUAGGGAGUGCUUCUGCUGCGCGUCCUGUCGUUUUUAUCUAAUAAAGUCCUGAGGAAACUCUUAAGCCUGGGUCAGAGGGUUGCAGGGUGGUGUGGGGGCGCCAAAAGGCGGGCCGACGUCUCAAAGCGCAAGGUUUACGGCCAGAUUACGGCGGACUAGGCAUGCAGCUGGGUGGAUGUACCACUGGGGUCCUGAGGUCUUCUGGAGCCCUGGCUGAACCCCGGCUUCUGCUGAAGGAGAGAGGCUACACGGAAGAGGCUCUCCGAGCGGGGC
Alexandromys fortis (reed vole) is the source of this 1813-nucleotide messenger RNA. It is a transcript of the gene Rpl3l, whose product is annotated as ribosomal protein L3 like. Gene Ontology annotation, biological process: translation. The coding region runs from base 452 to 1519 and encodes 355 amino acids. Gene Ontology annotation, molecular function: structural constituent of ribosome; RNA binding. NCBI's taxonomy places the organism in Eukaryota, Metazoa, Chordata, Mammalia, Rodentia, Cricetidae. The transcript has 11 exons. Gene Ontology annotation, cellular component: ribosome; cytosolic large ribosomal subunit. The record is from RefSeq and is a predicted model, not a curated record.